Messenger RNA from Spirodela intermedia, 2461 nucleotides. NCBI's taxonomy places the organism in Eukaryota, Viridiplantae, Streptophyta, Magnoliopsida, Alismatales, Araceae. The record is from the annotation of a GenBank genome assembly.
AUGUGGGCUUGGGGUGGGGUGGGGGACGGCGUGGUGGUCCUCCCGCACCCCCCGGCCAUCGGGGGAGGAUUCCGGCCCCCGGCGGCGGAUUUUAAGCUAUUAACCGUCGCCGUUUCUUCCGACUCCAGGCAUCUCUUCUCCCUCAAGGUGAUCCCUCAAGCUAUUAACCGCCCCUCCUUCUGCUCUGUCAUUCGGUCGCCUAUCCGCGCGCUCUUUUGUGUUCGGCUCUCUGAUUUCUUGCUGAUCGACAAAAUUGGCGCACGAGAUCGAGAGAUAUUCACGAUCUUCGGGGCUUUUGUUUGAUUGGAUGGGAACAGCCUGGGAGGAGCGAUACUCAGACGAUCCUUCCACUGGAGGAAUAUCGGUUUCGAUUUCUCGAUCGAAUAGAAAAUAUUGACAUGGACGCAUUUGAACUACAAUUAGCAUCCGGAAAUUUCCGUGGCUCUUUUCAAAGUUUCGUCCACAGUGAGAUUAUCGGGCUCUUGAUCACCACCUCCCGAUCGUUGAAGCUCCGAUGAAGAUGAUCGAUAAGACGGUGAAUACUGCAUCGGAAAUCAAGUAUAUGCACACAGAAAACGUAGAACUGUUGAUUGCGAAGAACCAGAUGCAUCAUAAUGUCUUAAUUCUUCUUAAAUUGCGGAAAAUAAGAGUCUAACGUGUUUCAGUUCUUCGCCAAUUACUCGAGAAUUUGACGCCUGUUCUAAGCUUUUUUUCCAUCUUUUGUGCUUUUCAGUUUCCUAUUUUCUGGCUGAAUCGUUGUUCUUCCAGGGUUGCUCGAGUUUAUUCUGGCCGAAACCGGGGGUUCAGGUGGAGAAUCCUCGGGUGAGAAGAUUUAGGUUGAAAGCUUUAGAGAGCUACGGCGAGAAUCAAGAUCCGAUUGCCCCCCUGAAGCUAGAAUCUCCGACGGGUCAACACCUGUCCCAGAUAUUGCAGACGCAUCCUCAUCUGUUCCCAGCAGCCAUCGAUCAGCAACUGCGGCAGCUUCAGUCGGACGAAAACCUUCUGAAAGAGAAAACCUCCCCUGCACCUCAAGAUGUUCUUUACAGGUUUGCCAAUUUUUUCAGUUCUCACCGUUGACUUUUGUUUAAGAUCCAAACAAACCCAUGACAAAGAUCACAGAUGGUUGGUUUGGGAUCGAGACAUCUUGAUCAUCAAUGGCGACACCGCCAUUAGUGCACUUUCAAGAGAAAACCUUCCCUGCACCUCAAGAUGUUCUUUACGGAUUUGACAUUUUUUUCCUCACGGGUUCUCAUCGUUGACUUUUGGUUAAGAUCCGAACAAACCCAUGAAAAAAAUCAAAGAUGGUUGACUUUGAAGAGGUUUUGUCCCCACCAAUCAAAAUAUAAAUUUUUAUGAACGCCUCGGGAGAAAUGUAUGCAGAUAACUUUGUUUGAAUUUUACUGCUUCACCUUCAUAUGAUAUUUUUGUCACUCGGUGAAGCAUCCGAGUAGGCAGAUUAUCGAGCUUCAGUUAAUAUUCUAUUAAUGGAUUAUUUUCGAAUAAAUGCUUCAACUGUCCUGCUGCGCGAUCUUACUAUCAUCCAUGGAAGAAUGCUCUGAACCAAUCUUGUCAAAUAACUUUCCGUUGACCCCCACUCUCCGGUCAAAGAAAAAUUCCCUCUGACCGUGGCAGAUUUUGGCUCCUCCGCAGGAGAAUUGCCGAGGUGAAGAACAAGGAGAGGCACAGAGCCGUGGAGGAGAUAAUCUACUGCUUGGUCGUGCAGAAGUUCGUCGAGAAGGGGAUCGUGAUGAUCCCGGCCAUCUCGCCGUCGCCGGAUCCCUCCGUGCUGGUGGACUCCUGGCCGAACCAGGCGCGGAAGCUGGAGGCCGUCCACUCCCAGGACGCCCUGGAGAUGAUCGAGAGCCACAUCGCCCUCGUCCUCGGAGAGCGAUCAGUGGGGCCGCUCAACUCCGUCGCGCAGAUCAGCAAGAUCAAGCUGGGGAAGCUCUACGCCGCCUCCAUUAUGUACGGCUACUUCCUCAAGAGGGUGGACGAGAGGUUCCAGCUCGAGCGGACCAUGAAGACCCUCCCCCCGCAGCCCGGCGACCGGCGCACCAUCUUCGACAAUCUCAAGGCCAGCCCCCUGUGGGACGUGGAGUCGCUGAUCCAGAUCCCCGCCGACGAGGACGACGACGGCGACGAGUUCGGCGGCAGCGGCGGUGCCGAUUCCUCCCGUCUCAGGUCCUACGUCAUGUACCUCGAUGCGGAGACGCUGCAGAGGUACGCGACAAUGCGCUCCAAGGCGGCGAUCUCGUUGAUCGAGAAGCAGACGCAGGCGCUGUUCGGGAGGCCCGACAUCCGCCUAGCAGACGACGGCUCAAUCGAGCUCCCCAACGACGAGGUCGUCUCCAUCACCUUCUCCGGCCUGACCACGCUCGUCCUCGAGGCCGUCGCCUUCGGCUCCUUCCUCUGGGACGCCGAAAGCUUCGUCGAAUCCAGGUACCAUUUCCUCUCCACCUGA